AUGGCCGAAGAAGCGGUCGCUCCUGUAGCUGUGCCUACAACCCAGGAACAGCCAACCCCUCAACCUGCUCCGGCACAGGUCACGACUGUCACGUCGCCUUCAGUGACUGCCACCGCGGCGGCUGCAACAGCUGCUGUCGCCAGUCCUCAAGCUAAUGGCAAUGCUGCCUCUCCUGUCGCGGCGACCUCAUCAGCAGCCUCUCGUCCAUCUGAGGAACUCACUUGCAUGUGGCAAGGUUGCUCUGAGAAGCUCCCCACUCCAGAAUCUUUAUACGAACACGUCUGCGAGCGUCACGUUGGCCGGAAGAGCACAAACAACCUCAACUUGACUUGUCAAUGGGGCAGCUGUCGUACCACCACUGUGAAACGCGAUCAUAUCACUUCCCAUAUCCGGGUCCACGUUCCUCUCAAGCCGCACAAGUGUGAUUUCUGUGGAAAGGCAUUCAAGCGUCCCCAAGAUCUGAAGAAGCAUGUCAAGACGCACGCUGACGACUCUGUCUUGGUACGGUCGCCGGAGCCUGGCUCUCGGAACCCAGAUAUGAUGUUUGGAGGAGGCGCCAAGGGUUAUGCUGCUGCAGCACACUAUUUUGAGCCCGCUCUCAACCCUGUUCCCAGCCAGGGCUACGCUCAUGGACCUCCUCAGUAUUACCAGGCUCACCACGCUCCUCAGCCAUCUAACGCUUCUUAUGGCAACGUCUACUAUGCUUUGAACACCGGCCCUGAGCCUCAUCAAGCAUCGUACGAGAACAAGAAGCGGGGAUAUGAUGCGCUCAAUGAGUUCUUUGGUGACCUCAAGCGUCGGCAAUUUGACCCCAACUCCUACGCUGCUGUGGGCCAGCGCCUGCUCAGUCUGCAAAACCUGUCUCUGCCUGUCUUGACGGCCGCACCUCUAGCUGAGUACCAGCCAAUGCCCGCUCCUGUGGCUGUCGCUGGUGGUCCUUAUGCCAGCGGGCCUCAUCCUGCACCGGCAUACCAUCUUCCACCAAUGAGCAACGUCCGAACCAAGAGUGAUCUGAUCAACAUUGAUCAGUUCCUGCAGCAAAUGCAAGACACCAUUUACGAGAACGACGACAAUGUCGCUGCAGCUGGCGUCGCCCAGCCUGGUGCUCACUACAUCCACAACGGCAUGAGCUACCGCACUACUCACUCGCCCCCGACACAACUUCCCUCCGCCCAUGCCACAGCUCACACUGCUGGCCCCAUUCUCACAAACACAUCCGCACACUCCCCUUCGGCCAGCACUCCUGCAUUGACACCUCCCUCAAGUGCUCAGUCAUACACUUCAGGUCGCUCUCCUAUUUCACUGCCGUCCGCUCACCGCGUUUCUCCACCACAUGAAAGCGGUCCCAGCAUGUACCCUCGUCUGCCUUCAGCGACUGAUGCUAUGGCUGCUGGUUACCCAGCGGCGUCAAGUGCUGCCCCGCCUUCCACCCUCGGCGGCAUCUUUGACAGUGAUGAGCGUCGUAGGUACACUGGAGGAACACUGCAGCGAGCGCGUCCUGUGUCCCGCGCUGCCUCAGAGGCGAUGGACCUCUCCAGCGAUGACAAGGAAUCUGGAGAGCGAACUCCUAAGCAGAUCUCCGCCAGUCUGAUCGACCCGGCUCUGCACGGUGGAUCUCCUAAUGAGGAUGAUGUAACCCGGACUGCCAAGGCUGCAACUGAGGUGGCCGAGCGGUCGGAUGUCCAAUCGGAGUGGGUCGAGAAAGUUAGACUGAUCGAGUACCUGCGUAACUACAUCGCCCACCGCCUGGAGCAGGGUGAGUUCAAUGAUGAGAUGGAGCAGGACAAUGCUUCACGCUCGCCAGUGUCCAAGGUGGAUGACGACAUGGAGGGCGUCGAGAGCCACUCUCUUCCUCGCUCACCGCGCACGGUUCCAAUCAAGACUGACAAUGAGACUGCUGAGGAUACUGUUAUGUAUCCCACGUUGCGGGGGUUGGAUGAGGAUGGAGACUCUAAAAUGCCUAGCUGA
Messenger RNA from Aspergillus mulundensis, 1968 nucleotides. RefSeq names its product putative C2H2 transcription factor PacC (gene pacC). NCBI's taxonomy places the organism in Eukaryota, Fungi, Ascomycota, Eurotiomycetes, Eurotiales, Aspergillaceae. The transcript is spliced from 3 exons. The coding region runs from base 1 to 1968 and encodes 655 amino acids. Gene Ontology annotation, cellular component: nucleus. The record is from RefSeq and is a predicted model, not a curated record. Gene Ontology annotation, biological process: positive regulation of transcription by RNA polymerase II.